Messenger RNA from Chelonia mydas (Green sea turtle), 1878 nucleotides. RefSeq names its product putative short-chain dehydrogenase/reductase family 42E member 2. The record is from RefSeq and is a predicted model, not a curated record. Gene Ontology annotation, molecular function: 3-beta-hydroxy-Delta5-steroid dehydrogenase (NAD+) activity. The coding region runs from base 363 to 1799 and encodes 478 amino acids. NCBI's taxonomy places the organism in Eukaryota, Metazoa, Chordata, Testudines, Cheloniidae. Gene Ontology annotation, biological process: steroid biosynthetic process. The transcript has 12 exons.
GUCUGUGUGUGUUAGAUUAGAUGAAACCAAAAAAGUCUCAUUCAGUUGAGAGGAAGAUAUAUUCUGUGAAGGGUUCAUUUUAAAAUACUUUUUCUCACUUUUUUUAAAUGAGACUAUGUGUUUUUCAAAGGGGAAUUUAAAAUUCCCUAUAUUUUAUUGUUCAUAAUUCUGCUGCAUUCAAAAUACACCCAUAUGAGACAUAGCUUUGCUUGUAUCAUUUAUAUGUAGAGUUGCAAUAUAAAUGUUAUAUUCAUGCUGCCUGUGGAUCUCAACAGUGUAUAAGUUAAGACCUUGAUUCAGUGAGACCUGUCCCUGUUUAAAAGAGGCUGACAGGCUGCUUCUGGGGAGGGGAGGAGGAUGAAAUGAGCCCUGCCCUGGCCUGGACUCCAGCCAGAUUCCAACUACAGGUUAAAGCAUUUCUCUCUUUUGAAAUUAUGGGGCAAUAUAAAGAACCUGAGAAUACUUGGGAACAUCAACAUGCUGUUCUAAGGAUUCCUGCUAUCUUUGUGCUAAUAAAUAUCCUCAGAAGAGAGUUUUCUCCCUCACAUUUACAAGGAAGAACUGGGACAACUGCUAACUACACGAUACAAACCAGUGCUGAUGGGGUACUACCCCACUGGAACCAAUCAUCUGACUGCAGACUGAAUGGACAAGCUGGACCACAUCUUAAAAGCACAAAGGUAUUGGUGACCGGAGGUGGAGGCUACUUUGGGUACAACCUGGGGUGUGCUCUCACCAAAUUAGGAAUCACUGUUGUUCUUUUCGAUAUACAAAAGCCUAAAUGGGAAGUUCCUAAUGGAGCCAUGUAUUUCCAGGGUGAUGUGAGGGAUUGUAAAGCACUAUUCCAGGCUUGUGGAGGGGUUGACUGUGUUUUUCAUGCAGCUUCUUAUGGAAUGUCAGGUCUGGACCAACUACAAAAGAAAGAACAGAUUGAAUCCAUAAAUGUCAAUGGAACAAAAGUAGUCAUUGAUGUUUGCAAGCAAAGAAAUAUCCCAAGGCUGAUCUAUACUAGUACAGUGAAUGUGGUGUUUGGAGGGAAUCCCAUUGAAGAAGGAGAUGAGGAAACUGUACCAUAUUUUCCACUAGAAAAGCAGGUUAAUCAUUAUUCUAGAACCAAAGCAAUAGCAGACCAAAUGAUCCUUGCAGCUGAUGGAACCCCACUAAAAGGAGGCGAUAAGCUCCAUACAUGUGUUCUUCGCCCACCAGGCAUCUAUGGACCAGAAGAGCAAAAACACCUGCCACGAGUAUUAAUGAAUAUCCAAAGAGGGCUAUUUAACUUCAAAUUUGGAAAUCCCAAAGCUCAGAUGAACUGGGUUCAUGUAGGAAAUCUUGUGCAAGCUCAUCUCUUAGCUGCUGAAGCUCUCACCCCUGAGAAGGGUUAUAUAGCGAGUGGUCAGGCAUAUUACAUACAUGACGGCGAGAAUGUCAUCUUUUCUGAAUGGAUAACUCCGUUAUUUGAAAAAUUAGGUUACAGUAGGCCAUGGAUACGUAUUCCUGCUUUCCUCGUUUAUAUAGCAGCCACAGUGACGGAAUGCCUGCACCUGGCGUUGAAACCAGUUUUUAGCUUUACACCUUUCUUGACCAGAAAUGAGGUGUGGAACAUCGCUGUAACUCACACAUUCCGAAUAGACAAGGCAUGUAAUCAGCUAGGUUACUGCCCAAAAAAAUUUGCACUUGCUGAUUCUGUGGAUCAUUAUCUUCAAACUAGACCCAAGUGCCAGGACCAUCAUAAGUUCCUUAAAAUCUGGCUUGUCCUUGGCACCUGUUUAUGUUUGAUCUUCUUUGUAUUACUUUCUUAAGCAUACACCUUUACGUAGUUAUUUCAAGGAAAGCCACCAUUAAUUUGUUUAUUGAGUAUUAAUAAACUAAUUUUAAUCA